AUGUUCACGCGACCGUCGACGCCGAGGCCGAUCACCGCGCGCGCGCGCGUCGAGCGAUCGCGCGCGACGAGGCGGAGAUCGAAUGGACGCGCCACCGCGCAGCGAACGCGCGCGUCGCAGGAGUUCGAGGCGCCGAAUCAGUACGGGUACUUCCCGUCCGCGAUCGAGGCGGCGAGAAAGAAGAGGGAGACGCAAAAUGGGUUCGAUAAAAAUGUCGGCCUAUCCAAGGCGGAACAAAAGGCGCGCUUCAAGACGCUGUGCUCGAAGCAUCCGGAGUUACAAAAAUGCCAAAAAGACUACGUUUCGCCGCUUCGCGUGAAGCCGUCGACGCAGAGCGUCAUCAACGGUAGCGUCGUGCGAAGUGACGGAAUUAUCCUCGUUCCGGGCAACAAGGAGGAUCUCAUCACAUGGGCGCUCGAUCCCGCCAUGUCCGGUGAUACUCUCGGCUUGCUCCUCCCCACUUUGUUCAUCAUCAUCGGCGCGCAGCUGAAGCAAGCCGCGGGCGUCCCGGAAUACGUCUCCGGUGCGGUCGGCGUGACCACCAAGCUUCUCGCCACCGCCUUAGUUGCGCUUUACUGGGUUCCGUCGUUCAUUAACUAA
Messenger RNA from Ostreococcus tauri, 600 nucleotides. Its product is annotated as unnamed product. The transcript has 2 exons. The coding region runs from base 1 to 600 and encodes 199 amino acids. The record is from RefSeq and is a predicted model, not a curated record. Lineage: Eukaryota; Viridiplantae; Chlorophyta; Mamiellophyceae; Mamiellales; Bathycoccaceae.